Molecule: messenger RNA, 3267 nt
Organism: Oryzias latipes (Japanese medaka)
Lineage: Eukaryota; Metazoa; Chordata; Actinopteri; Beloniformes; Adrianichthyidae
Gene: ikzf5
Product: IKAROS family zinc finger 5
Biological process (GO): regulation of transcription by RNA polymerase II
Molecular function (GO): DNA-binding transcription factor activity; RNA polymerase II cis-regulatory region sequence-specific DNA binding
Source: RefSeq, a predicted model, not a curated record
UGUUAUUGCCGACGCACUGACCUUUAACCUCCGUCUGCUGGUUAAUUGUUUUGAUUUCUCACGCUGUCGUUAUUGUCAUAUAUAUUUUCUUACCAGAAUUUUUUAUUAAUGUUAAAACGCCGUAUCGUUGACGUUUCGCUCAAACUAUUAUAAUGACGUAUCUGGCAAAGUCCAGAGUUCCUGAAAAUGCUGAUGGUUUUUCUGCUAUAAGCUAACGUUAGCCUGCAGGCUAACGUAACGCACGUAUCUUUGGUAACAACCAUGACGACGAGAAGGAGCUCCGUCUAGAAGCGAGCGACCAGACAUCAGAUCGUACCGAUUUCCUGUUGUACAUCAUUGACUUGCGGGAUUAUCCUUGUUUUUUGUCAGGCUCGCUAGUAAACAGAAUCCCAGACCUCGUUGGUCUACGAUUAAACUGCCGAGUUUGACCAGUGUAGUUGGCGUUUUGUUCAAUGGGGGAGGAAAAACCGGAUACACUGGACUUUGUGAAGGAUUUCCAGGAGUAUUUGAGCCAGCAGACUCAACAUGUCAACAUGAUAUCCGGCUCUGUCAGCGGCGUCAAGGAGGCUGACGAGCUGCCAGCAGACUGUAGUCAGAAUGGCCUGGAUCACCCUUCAGUAGACAUAUCGUUGGAGGACAACUCUGGGAUCCUGGUGGACGGUUUUGAGAGGACCUAUGAUGGCAAACUCAAGUGCCGCUACUGCAACUAUGCCACCAGAGGCACAGCACGACUCAUUGAGCAUAUCCGAAUUCACACAGGAGAGAAACCUCACCGCUGCCACCUGUGCCCAUUUGCCUCAGCCUAUGAGCGCCACCUGGAGGCCCACAUGCGGUCCCACACAGGUGAGAAGCCAUACAAGUGCGAGCUGUGCUCUUUCCGCUGCAGCGACCGCAGCAACUUGUCGCAUCACCGGCGCAGACGCCACAAACUCCUACCGAUGAAGGGCGCUCGGUCACUUUCCCAUAAGAAGAUGCUAAGUGUUUUACAGAAAAAAGCUAGCUCUCUGGGAUACGGACGAAGGCUCCUCGUCAACUUUAGCCCCCCAUCAAUGGUGGUGCACAAAGCGGACAAUGUAAACGACUUCUCCCACGAGCUGCCACACCUACACCAGGAAACCUAUGAUGAUCAGAAUCGAGUGGUUGAAGAUGAACUCUCCGCUAAUCAAGGUCAUCAUCCUCGGGAUAUGGUGAUGGAUAAUCCACUCAAUCAACUGUCCACCUUGGCAGGCCAGUUGGCCAGCCUCCCUUCGGACUCCCACGCUCAGACUCAACCUCCCAUUUCUCCGGGAGCAGAUUCUGUUGUGGACGAGAAGCCGUUCCUCAUCCAGCAGCCACAUCCUGCCACAACUCCUGUGGCUGUCACGGCCAGCAUGACUCAUGCUUCUUCCUCUUCCCCAAUAACCCCAGAGCCCCGGGCUCCACCGCAAAGUAACUGCAGCCCAGGCGGUGGGCCGUGCAGUGAGCACAGCGGGCGCACCAGCACUCCGAGCAUCUCCAACAGCCAACCCAGCACGCCCGCCCCAGGGCUGCCCACCCCACUUCACGAUCCUCACAUGCUUCAUCACUGCCAGCACUGUGACAUCUACUUCCCAGACAACAUCUUGUACACCAUCCACAUGGGAUGCCAUGGCUACGAGAACCCAUUCCAGUGCAAUAUCUGUGGCCACAAGUGCAAGAGCAAGUAUGACUUUGCGUGUCACUUUGCACGGGGGCAGCACAAAUGAAGGCUCAACAAGAAAGAGAGAAAAUGGACAAAUUUGGUUUAUUCCACAAAGAAAUAAUAUUUAUUGUUUUUUCACUUGGCCUUUUAUGUAGCUCAGUCUGUGAACAGGAACUUGUUACCACAUGUCUCCAUGUUUACAGUUUUAUUAUGUAGUUAAAGGUGCCCAUUCCAGUGUAUUAUAACGGAAUAAUCAGUGUUUAUGACAGAUCUAUACUGUCAUCUACUGCCAGGAACUUAAAGGCAUUGAUUUCACAGAAAGUCAAAUGAGCUUUUAGAGUAGCUUGUUGGGUUAUUUUUUUCUCAAUUGCUUUGAAGGGGGAAAAAACACUUUGAGCCUUACUCUAAACCUAUAAAGUCAACAGAUUGGAAAUGUUCACAAGUAAUCACAUCCAGAUCUCAUUUUUAGAAGCUUUCCUGUUGGUAAAAAUGAAGAGCUUAGCUAACAGAAAAAUCAAAGUAUAUUAAAAAAAUGAAGGAACUAGUUAUCUUUUAUUUUCCAGUAUAAGUGACCCUCAACUGUUCUGGAGAGACACCUUUUUGAUGCUCUAAUGAUAUGAACUUGAACUGACUGGCCUUGAGUGAUGUUUUUUUUUUUUCAAAUAUACAUAAUGUUUUUUGCCUACUUCAAAGUUUAUUUCUUUUGCAGUGCCUAAUUAGUCAUUGUCUUUAUUGUCAAAGCUGAAAAGGACUGUUUCAAAAAUAAUAAAUUUGAUAUGGUUACAAUAAAAAAGUGGAUGAGCCAAAACCUUCUGAACGAUGGACUGGCUAUUUUAUUAGUUUUUUUGCUUUGUUUUUCUUUCUUGUGAAUUGGGCCAAAAAUCUCCUGCUGCUGAGAGACGAGACUUACUCUGCGUGUAUAACAUCGACUGUAAAAUCUGGCCAAACCUUUCCAUCUGUAACAGUUUAUUUUUAUUUUUUUGCCCUGUGCUCUUGUUUACUGUUCUCUUUGAAGCUGCUAUAUGCAGCCAUCUUUACCGUCUGUAAAGAUGUUGGUGUGAUGUUGCGUUGGUAUCCAGCUUCUCCAAGUUUGAGGACAGACUGAAUAUGUCUCAUGUAAAGACUUUUUCCAAAAUGCCACGUAGCUGUCCAGUUGCCACGUUUGGACUUUGUGAAAAUUCCCACCAGUCAUCUAAAUCUGUGCUUUAAAAAAAAUACGGAGUAUUGUUUCAUGAAUAAUUGGAUAGAUGUUCUGUGUCAAAUGAGUACAAUUGUAUUGCAGUGAAACUGCUACUUUAGCAAGGUCGUCUUUGUCUUGGCUCCUGUUGUCUGUUGCUUAGCAACCCAUGUUAAUGUCUUUUUAGAUGCAUGUCCUUGGUGCUGUUCUUGCAGUGAUGGGGACAUUGGUAACAGUUGCCUUAUGCUCUCUGUGUGGUAGAUUCAUGAAAAAUACUAAAGCCUUCUCACAUUAAGAUCUCGAAUAGUAAAUUGUUCAAUUGUGAGAUAAAUUCUGUUGACUAAUUUCUAAGUGUUUUCUAACCUAACUUUGCCUUAAGUUUUUUUUUCUUUCAUCUUUUUGGAUUAAAAAGAAAUGGAUUGAAUAAUUA